AGCCAGGAAUGCGCUUCCGGAGGCGCAGGAGGAGCCCAGCGGCCCAGGCCCCGCCGCUCGAGAGAGAAGAAGAGAGAGACGAGAGAGGGAGGCUGGCGGGGGAGCGGAGCCCAAGGAGAGCCCUCCUGCUGCCCUGCCCACCUUCAGCAGCCCCCUGAGGAGGCAAAGCCAGCUCCCUUGGAGAGGGAAAGGAAGGAAGGAAGGAAGGAAGGAAGGAAGGAAGGAAGAAAAAAAGAAAGAAAGAAGCGUGUGGGGGUUCUUCCCCUCGACCACCUUCGCCCCCAGCCAUGGGCCAGAUAAAGUUUCUCAUCUGUAUUGGAUUAUUAAACUGCCUCAUAAUCUGUGGAUUUUCCCAACAAGGUGGGAAUGCCUGUAUAACAGCUAAUGCAAAAUCAUGUGCAGAUUGUAUACAAGCUGGACCAAAUUGUGGAUGGUGCAAGAAUAUAACAUUCUUACAAGAAGGAGAAUCAACUUCAGCACGAUGUGAUGAUUUGGAAGUUUUAAAAACAAAGGGCUGUCCUCCUGAUGAAAUAGAAAAUCCCAGAGGCUCUCAAGAGAUGCUGAAAAACAAAGAAGUAACAAAUCGUGUCAAAGGAGCUGCUGAGAGUCUUAGACCAGAAGACAUUACCCAGAUUCAGCCACAGCAAGUACGGUUAAAGCUACGGAUAGGGGAACCUCAGACAUUCUCACUAAAGUUUAAGAGAGCUGAAGAUUAUCCUAUUGACCUAUAUUACCUUAUGGAUCUUUCUUACUCCAUGAAAGAUGACUUAGAAAAUGUCAAAAGUCUUGGAACUUCUCUAAUGAGCAAAAUGAAGAACAUUACUUCAGAUUUUCGAAUUGGUUUUGGGUCUUUUGUUGAAAAAACUGUAAUGCCUUAUAUCAGUACCACACCUGCCAAGAUCAGGAACCCUUGCACAGGUGACCUUAAUUGUACAAGUCCUUUCAGCUACAGAAAUGUACUCAAUUUCACCAGCAAUGGAAGCCUCUUCAAUACACUUGUAGGUGAUCAACAAAUUUCUGGCAAUUUGGAUUCUCCAGAAGGUGGAUUUGAUGCAAUAAUGCAGGUUGCUGUUUGUGGUUCAAAAAUUGGAUGGAGAAAUGUCACCCGACUGUUGGUUUUUUCCACGGAUGCUGGAUUCCAUUUUGCUGGAGAUGGGAAACUUGGAGGAAUUGUUUUACCAAAUGAUGGACAAUGCCAUUUAGAUGAUAAUAUGUACACAAUGAGCCAUUAUUAUGAUUAUCCCUCCAUUGCUCACCUGGUUCAGAAGCUAAGUGACAAUAAUAUUCAGAUCAUAUUUGCUGUUACCCAAGAAUUUCAACCUGUUUACAAGGAGUUGAAGAAUUUGAUUCCAAAGUCUGCUGUGGGGACACUCUCUUCAAACUCCAGUAACGUGAUCCAGCUGAUUAUUGAUGCAUACAAUUCACUGUCUUCAGAAGUUAUUUUGGAAAACAACAAGCUGCCAAAAGAAGUCUCAAUUGAAUAUAAAUCUUUCUGCAAAAAUGGAGUGAAUGGUACAGGGGAUGAAGGAAGAAAGUGCUCCAACAUUUCAAUUGGAGAUGAGGUUAGGUUUGAGAUUAAAGUAACAGCCAGCCAGUGUCCAGAAAAAGGGCAAAGCGAAACCAUUAAAAUCAAGCCACUAGGUUUUACUGAAGAGGUAGAAAUUAAUUUGGAGUUCAUCUGUGAAUGUGACUGUCACAAAGAAGGAAUUUCUGACAGUGACCUUUGCCACUAUGGAAAUGGAACAUUUGAAUGUGGUGCUUGCAGAUGUAAACCAGGACGCAUUGGGAAACACUGUGAAUGCAGCAUAGAAGAAGUGAACAGUGAAGACAUGUCAGGCACCUGCAGAGCAACAAACAGUUCAGAAAUAUGCAGUAACAAUGGAGAAUGUAUUUGUGGACAGUGUGUCUGCAAGAAAAGAGAGAAUCCAAAUGAAGUCUACUCUGGCCAGUUUUGCCAGUGUGAUAACUUCAACUGUGAUCGAUCUGAUGGUUUGAUUUGUGGAGGACAUGGUGAAUGUAAAUGUCGUGAGUGUGACUGCUGGGCCAAUUACACAGGCUCUGCAUGCGAAUGCCCUCUGGAUACUACUCCAUGUGAAGCUGCCAAUGGUCAAAUCUGCAAUGGCAGAGGAAUCUGUGAGUGUGGAGUCUGCAAUUGCACAGAUUCCAAAUUUCAGGGACCGACCUGUGAGUUGUGUCAGACCUGUCUGGGAGUGUGUGCAGAGCACAAGGAUUGUGUCCAGUGCAAAGCUUUUAACAAAGGAGAAAAGAAAGACCGUUGUGAGGAAGAGUGUUCACAUUUUACCUUGACGCUGGUAGAUCGUAGAGAAAAGUUGCCACAACCUGGGCAGUAUGAUGCCCUGACUCAUUGCAAGGAGAAGGAUAUCGAUGACUGCUGGUUUUAUUUCACAUACUCAGUUGACUCAAACAACAAAGCCAUCGUCCACGUGGUGAAGACACCAGAAUGUCCAACAGGUCCUGACAUCAUUCCUAUUGUUGCUGGUGUAGUUGCUGGAAUUGUUCUUAUAGGUCUUGCACUUCUGUUGAUUUGGAAGCUGCUUAUGAUCAUUCAUGACAGAAGAGAAUUUGCAAAAUUUGAAAAGGAGAAGAUGAAUGCAAAAUGGGAUACGCAAGAAAAUCCAAUAUACAAGAGCCCUAUUAACAAUUUCAAGAAUCCAAACUAUGGACGUAAAGCUGGUCUCUAAGUUUCCGGUGAAAAUCCUAUAUACAAGAGUGCAGUGACAACUGUAGUGAAUCCAAAAUAUGAGGGAAAAUGAAAACUGCUUUUUUAACUUCACAACACUGUAUGCAAUGUAGCAAUUUUGUAGUCACAGUAACUUAGCUUUAGGGCAAUACUGCAAUGAAUUUACUAAUUCAUUACCUUACAUAAAGGUUUGUUUCCUAUGCAGAUUUUAAAAAUGUACAGUAUGCUUUUUUUAUUUUGAAGUUUUUUUUCUUUUGGUUUUUGCAAUAAACAAUGCCAGGGGACUGACAGAAAACUUGAGACUGCGUAGCCUACUCAGCUAAGGUCACAUGGUGCCUUUUUGACCCUUUUUCUCCUGUAUCCGGAGUGAAAUGGCUAAAGCAAUCAGUGUGGGGGGCUCUGUCUAGCCAUUAAGUAUUAAAGUUAGAUGGGUUUUAACUUUAAAGGCACAUCAGGGCUUGGUUUGCACAGCUAAAGUGCAAUCCAAAUAAUUCUUUGUGAACUACAAAACUUUAGCUUGUGCAUAAUGAAUGGAAGAGUUAACCUUAUUGGGUACAUUUAUUACAAGAUGGAAAUCAUGCUGUAAAUUUAUCAAUUUAAUUGUCACUUUAAAAGACAAUUUAAUAUGUGCAUAUGCAUUUUAAUUUCUCAAAAGUUGCAUAUAAAAAUAGAAAGCGUAAAAUCCAAACAGAUCCAAAACAGUAGCUUUAAUGUUAUGCCAUCUUUUUUUUCAUGCUGUUGCUGCACAGUAACCUAAGAAUGCCGCCUUUGUAAAUUCCAAGUCCUGGCCUUAGAAAUGAAAAGUAGUCUGCUGAGACUAUCUUCUAAACAUGUUAGGGCCUUAACUCAUUAAUGGGUUUGUUUAAUUUUCUUACUUGGGUUAAAGCCUGGUGCUUUGUCACCUUUUUCUUUAAUGUGUUUUGUUUUAAUUUUGUGUAAGAUUAUUGUUGUCAAAAACAACUUGAUUUUUUUUCAUAGCCUUGGUUGUAGAUUUAAAGUGGGUAGCUAAGACUGCAUCAUUGUCAUGUACUAUGACUGUCAGAUAUAAUUGUUUCUGCCAUGUAUAUUUGCCUCUGACCAUUUUAUCAUCUGUUCAAUACUAGCCACAUUGUUAUUUUAAGUGCCUUUUAUUUUAACAAAUGUUCACUUUUUACAGUGCUGUCAUGGAAGUUAUUUAUUAAAUAAAUUUUUUAAACAUCAGA
This is a messenger RNA of Sceloporus undulatus (fence lizard), 3903 nucleotides long. It is a transcript of the gene ITGB1, whose product is annotated as integrin subunit beta 1. Gene Ontology annotation, cellular component: focal adhesion; cell surface; integrin complex. The record is from RefSeq and is a predicted model, not a curated record. Gene Ontology annotation, biological process: cell-matrix adhesion; integrin-mediated signaling pathway; cell migration. The transcript has 17 exons. Lineage: Eukaryota; Metazoa; Chordata; Lepidosauria; Squamata; Phrynosomatidae. Gene Ontology annotation, molecular function: C-X3-C chemokine binding; fibronectin binding; laminin binding. Bases 288 to 2702 code for a protein of 804 amino acids.